AAGAAACACAGUGACUUGAUCGAUCGCCUACAUCGCUCUCACUGUCCGUGAGCUCUGCGUCGUCUAGCAGUCGACAUUGUUGCUCGCGAUCGCAGAGAGAUCGCAGCGAGUAAUUUCUCCUCUUUGACUGCCAGAAUUUGUUUGUGUCAGUCAGGAGUACGCAUCUCGCGCGCGCUAUAGCUUUCUAGGGUUCUUCUUCUUCUUCUCCUCUUCUUCCUCGCGAGUCGCGGCCAAAAGAGGAAUCUCGAAUCUCGAAUUUCUCAUCUUUUCGUCUCAGUCCUAGGCAUAGCACUGGAGCUUGAGAGCUCGGCCGCCAGCUGAUUGCGAUUGCGCGAGAGAGAGAUUUCAUAUCUUUUUUCUCUGGAUUGCUGGAUCUCUGGAGGCUUUGGUCGAUGCAUCGGGAUGAUGGGUCGAAUUGGGCGGUCUUAGAAUCUCGUCUUUGCAGCCGCCAGGCCCCGCAUUGAUUCGCGCCCUUUCACUGUUCUUCUCGAGAGUGUGUGUGUGUGUGCUAGUGCGGGUGGUGAUUAGAAAUCAAAAGAAAGAGGGGGACGACGACGAAGCGAACAAUCGAUAGAUCGAUCGAUCGAUCGAGAGAGAGAGAGGGCUUUUAUUUAGUUUUUUUCCGCUGGAGCUGGGGACCGACCAACAGACACGCCAUAGCUUUCACGGAUUAGUGCUGUGUAGCGAGGAGUUCUCGGUCCUUCCAAGCUCCUUUUCUUUUUUUCUUAGCGAUUUUUUCCCCUGUGUCAUUCUGCGCAUCCGUGGAUGAUUCGCGCACAGCUCGCCCCUCCCUCUUUUCAGCAGUGAUCUGACACAAAGACGACGAGCAACAAACAAAAGAACUUUUUUUUUCCAUCUUCUUCUCCCUCCUCCUCUCGACACUCUGUUCUUCCCCAAAUCUUUUGUCCCCAGUGUGCGAGCCACAGCGCGGCGUCAAAGUGAUGAUUUGGAGCGAAUGUGAGGGACCCAAUGGCGCAAAAGAUCGAUCCCCCCAUCACCCACACUCGCCCGGGAGCAGCAUUGCCAUUCCCCGAAUUUGCCCCUCCAUCACAGCGCUCAUCAUCGCCACCAUAGCUUGAUUGAUUCUGCCUGGCUAUGGCGGGCGAGCGCGACGCGUCAUCGCGAAUCAGGUGAAGUGUCCAGCUCUAGCUUAGCUCUUCUCGUCCCAAGAUCAACGACAUUCCAUUCCCAUCGCGAUCGCCAAAUCAGGGAUGACGCCCAUCACUCCCCUGUUCUUGGCGAUCCUCGUGUUCUUCACGGCCGCGGCAGAGGGAUUGACACCGGAUGGCCAAUCACUCCUGGCAUUCAAGGCCUCGAUCGAGGAUCCAGCGACCCACCUGCGUGAUUGGAACGAAUCCGACGCAACGCCGUGCCGCUGGACAGGAAUCACUUGCGACUCCCAGAACCGCGUCUCCUCUCUCACGCUCUCCAACAUGAGCCUCUCGGGAUCGAUCGCGCCGGGCACGCUCUCGCGCCUCUCCGCCCUCGCCAAUCUCUCCCUCGACGUCAACGAUCUCGGCGGCGCCCUCCCGGCGGAGCUCUUGGGAGCGCUGCCGCUCCUCCGCUACCUCAACAUCUCCCACUGCAACUUCAGCGGCGAUUUCCCCGCCAAUCUCUCCUCCGCCUCGCCAUCGCUCGCGAUCCUCGACGCCUACAACAACAACUUCACGGGCGCGCUGCCAAUCGGCCUCUCGGCGCUGCCAUUGCUCGCCCACGUCCACCUGGGCGGCAGCCUCUUCUCGGGCUCCAUCCCACGCGAGUAUGGAUCCAUCAAGAGCCUCCAAUACCUCGCGCUCUCGGGCAACGAUCUUAGCGGCGAGAUCCCGGCCGAGAUGGGCGAUCUCGAGUCGCUCGAGCAGCUCUAUCUGGGCUACUACAACCACUUUUCCGGAGGAAUCCCUCGAUCUUUCGGACGGCUCAAGAGUCUCCGCCGCCUCGAUCUCGCCAGCGCCGGCAUCAAUGGCUCCAUCCCGAUCGAGCUGGGAGGGCUCCGCCGCCUCGACACGCUCUUCCUCCAGCUCAAUUCCCUCGCCGGAUCCAUCCCCGACGCGAUCGGCGGCCUCCGGGCCUUGCAAUCGCUGGAUCUCUCGUGCAACCAGCUCACCGGAGGGAUCCCCGCGAGCCUGGAGAAGCUCCAGGAGCUCAAGCUCUUGAAUCUCUUCCGCAACAAUCUCUCCGGGGAGAUCCCCUCCUUCGUGGGCGACAUGCCCAAUCUGGAAGUCCUCUUCCUAUGGGGGAAUGGAUUCGUGGGCGCCAUCCCGGAGUUCCUGGGCGGGAAUGGGCAGCUAUGGAUGCUCGACCUCUCCAAGAACGCGCUCAAUGGGAGCGUCCCAUCCAGCCUCUGCCGCGGAGGGAAGCUCGCGACGCUCAUCCUCCAGCAAAAUCGCCUCUCGGGAUCCAUCCCCGAGGAGCUGGGAUCGUGCGCUAGUCUCGAGAAGGUCCGGCUGGGCGACAAUCUCCUCUCGGGCGCGAUCCCGCGGGGGCUGUUCGCGCUGCCCAAUCUCGACAUGGUGGAGCUCAUGAGGAACAAGCUGGACGGGGUCAUGGGCGACGAGGAAUUCGCCGCGCCCAAGCUCGAGAAGAUCGAUCUGAGCGAGAAUCUUCUCCGGGGGGAGAUCUCCGAGGGGAUUGGAGCGCUCUCCAUGCUCAAGGAGCUCCAGAUCUCCUACAAUCGCCUCGCGGGCGCGGUGCCGGCGGGGCUGGGGCGGAUGCAAUGGCUCCUCCAGCUCAAUCUCACUCACAAUUUCUUCUCGGGAGGGAUUCCUCCAGAGGUCGGCAGCUGCCGCUCGCUCACAAUGCUGGAUCUCAGCGUCAACCAGCUCUCCGGCGAGAUCCCGCGAUCGCUGGAAGCGCUCGAGGUGCUGGGCGUGCUCAACCUCUCCAGGAACGCAUUCUCGGGCGGGAUCCCGCGGGGGAUCGCGCUGCUCCAGAGCCUCAACUCGGUGGAUUUCUCCUACAAUCGCCUCAGCGGCGCCAUCCCGGCCACGGAUCAGGCCUUCAAUCGCAGCAGCUACGUGGGGAAUCUCGGGCUGUGUGGCGCGCCGCUGGGGCCGUGCCCCAAGAACCCUAAUUCUCGCGGCUAUGGCGGCCAUGGGCGCGGGCGCAGCGAUCCGGAGCUCCUGGCGUGGCUCGUCGGCGCGCUCUUCUCCGCGGCGCUGCUGGUGCUGGUGGUGGGCGUGUGCUGCUUCUUCCGGAAGUACCGACGCUACCUCUGCCGGCUAGGGUUCUUGCGCCCGCGAUCGCGCGGCGCCGGGGCCUGGAAGCUCACCGCGUUCCAGAAGCUGGGGGGAUUCAGCGUCGCCCACAUCCUGGAAUGCCUGAGCAACGAGGACAACAUCAUCGGCCGCGGUGGAUCGGGCAUCGUCUACAAGGGCGUGAUGCCGUCGGGCGAGAUCGUGGCGGUGAAGAAGCUCUCGGGAUUCAAUCCCGCGGCCGCGGCAGGGGUAGCGCGCGGCAAGAUCGGCGGCUCCAUGAGCCACAGCGAUCACGGAUUCUCGGCGGAGGUCCAGACCCUGGGAAAGAUCCGGCACCGCAACAUCGUCAAGCUCCUAGGGUUUUGCUCCAACAAGGAGACCAACGUCCUCGUCUACGAAUACAUGCCCAAUGGCAGCCUCGGGGAGGCGCUCCAUGGAUCCAGCAAGGGCGCCGUGAUGCUCGACUGGGCGACGCGCUACAAGAUCGCGCUCCAGGCCGCCAAUGGGCUGUGCUACCUCCACCACGACUGCUCGCCGCUCAUCGUCCACCGCGACGUCAAAUCCAACAACAUCCUCCUCGACGCCGAGUUCCAGGCGCGCGUCGCGGAUUUCGGCCUCGCCAAGCUCUUCCAGGACUCGGGGAAAUCGGAAUCCAUGUCCUCCAUCGCCGGAUCCUAUGGCUACAUCGCCCCAGAGUAUGCUUACACGCUCAAGGUGAACGAGAAGAGCGACAUCUACAGCUUUGGAGUGGUGCUGCUGGAGCUCGUGUCGGGGCGGCGGCCGAUCGAGCCGGAGUUUGGCGAUGGAGUGGACAUUGUGCAAUGGGUGAGGAAGAAGAUCCAGACCAAGGACGGGGUGCUGGAGGUGCUCGACUCGCGGAUCCGGGAGGAGAAUUUGCCGCUCCAGGAGAUCAUGCUGGUGCUGAGAGUGGCGCUGCUGUGCACGAGCGAUCUCCCGGUGGACAGGCCGACGAUGCGGGAUGUUGUGCAAAUGCUGGGCGAUGCCAGGCCCGGGAAGAACAAGGAGGAGAGCAGCACGGAUUUUGGGGAUUUGUCAUCCUCGCAGUCGCAGCUCCUGUCCCCAGUUUGAUCUUCUUCGGCCAUAGACAAGAGCUUGUUGAUACGAAUCAAGGGAAUAUUUUUUUCUGUUUUA
This is a messenger RNA of Selaginella moellendorffii, 4346 nucleotides long. RefSeq names its product leucine-rich repeat receptor-like serine/threonine-protein kinase BAM1. Gene Ontology annotation, biological process: protein phosphorylation. NCBI's taxonomy places the organism in Eukaryota, Viridiplantae, Streptophyta, Lycopodiopsida, Selaginellales, Selaginellaceae. Bases 1212 to 4283 code for a protein of 1023 amino acids. The transcript is spliced from 2 exons. The record is from RefSeq and is a predicted model, not a curated record. Gene Ontology annotation, molecular function: protein binding; ATP binding; protein kinase activity.